ACUUCAUUCGAGAGGACAAUAUGGUUCGAUGGAGCCAAGAACCCCAGCAGCGGCCGGUCCAAGUACCGACAGACUUCCUUCAAGAAGACAACAUGGUUCGGUGGAGCCAAGAACCCCAGCAGCGGCCGGUCCAAGUACCGACAGACUUCCUUCAAGAAGACAACAUGGUUCGAUGGAGUCAGGAACCCCAGCAGCGAUCGGUCCAACAACCCCAGCAGCGACCAGUGCAAGUACCCUCUGAGGUUAUGCGCGUUAUAG
Messenger RNA from Alternaria conjuncta, 258 nucleotides. RefSeq lists its product as uncharacterized. Lineage: Eukaryota; Fungi; Ascomycota; Dothideomycetes; Pleosporales; Pleosporaceae. The record is from RefSeq and is a predicted model, not a curated record. The annotation marks the transcript as partial. The transcript has a single exon.